Molecule: messenger RNA, 2161 nt
Organism: Carya illinoinensis
Lineage: Eukaryota; Viridiplantae; Streptophyta; Magnoliopsida; Fagales; Juglandaceae
Product: replication factor C subunit 2-like
Exons: 13
Coding region: 892-1920 (342 amino acids)
Biological process (GO): DNA repair; DNA-templated DNA replication
Cellular component (GO): DNA replication factor C complex; nucleus
Molecular function (GO): DNA binding; ATP binding; DNA clamp loader activity
Source: RefSeq, a predicted model, not a curated record
UUUAAAUCACACUUCCUUUCCCACUGGCCUGCUCACCCACGGCUGAAGAACUAUCCCCUUUCUUCGAUCUCCUUCCUCCAGAGACUCACCCACAACGGAACAAUUACGUAGCUCAGGUCACGCAACAAAGCUCAGGCUUUAAGGUUCAAUUGUUUUUCCCAUUUCGCCCAUCUCCUUUUCCCUUUAACAUUUGUGAACAGUUAGGGUAUUUCUUUGGUCUGCAAUUUUUUUGCCCAUUGAUGAGAAUCGAGAUUGUGUUUGUUGGUCUGUGAUGACAUCUUGAUGAAGAAUAAAUAGAUGAGAAUGAUUUUUUUAUCAAGUUUUUAGUUUGCUGGUCUGGGUGAUACUGGCACAAGGAUUUUUUUAUUUUAUUUUUUUAUGCUCACGGGUUUUGCUUGGAGAACUGGAUUUUUUCUGAGCCAGUCAGUGUUUCGAGAACUUGAGUGUUCGAAGUGAAUUCUGGUUGAUUGAUUUUGCUUGGUUUUGUCGAGUUGGGUCUUUUGGAUUUGUUGAUUCUUGCUGCAAUGAAAGAUCUGGCUUUUACCCCCAUUUUCAAGAUCACUUGAAGUCAAAUUUCUUUUAGAAUUUUCAUCAAAGGAGGGAUAGACACUACUUGGACGACAGUGGCCACUUUCCACGCCAGGCAAAUUUUCAGCUUUUGAAUUGGUUCUAUCAGCCAAAAAAAAAUCGGUAGGGCAAAACUCCAGCAUUACAGAGAUCGGAGAAAGGGUUUGAACUCAAUAGCGAAGAACAAGAACUACAAGGAAGAACACUUCUGUUUCAUGAAUCUGUUUUCUGAGAGAGAGAAACGCAAUUUAUUUACUGAAGCACUACUCGGAAAAGAAAGCCCCAUAUAGAAGGCAGGGAAAAAUUUUACAGAAGGAAAAGAAAAUGGCGCCAGUAUUGCAAAGCUCUCAGCAAUGGGUCGAAAAAUAUCGGCCAAAACAAGUGAAAGAUGUAGCACACCAGGAGGAGGUGGUUCGGGUCCUCACAAACACCCUCCAGACCAGCAAUUGCCCGCAUAUGCUCUUCUACGGCCCACCCGGCACAGGCAAGACCACCACCGCGCUAGCCAUCGCUCACCAGCUCUUUGGGCCUGAGCUCUACAAGUCUAGGGUGCUGGAGCUGAAUGCGAGUGAUGACCGUGGCAUCAACGUUGUUAGAACAAAGAUCAAAGAUUUUGCUGCCGUGGCUGUUGGUUCUGGUCAGCGUCAAGGAGGUUAUCCAUGUCCACCAUUCAAGAUCAUCAUUCUAGAUGAGGCAGAUUCAAUGACUGAAGAUGCUCAGAAUGCCCUGAGGCGUACUAUGGAAACCUACUCCAAAGUUACAAGAUUUUUUUUCAUCUGUAAUUACAUCAGCAGGAUCAUAGAACCACUUGCUUCAAGGUGUGCAAAGUUCAGGUUCAAACCACUUUCAGAAGAAAUCAUGAGCAGUCGAAUAUUGCAUAUUUGCAAAGAAGAACGCCUCAAUCUGGAUGCCGAGGCUCUUUCAACCUUGAGUUCUAUUUCACAAGGUGAUCUUCGUCGGGCUAUUACGUACUUACAGUCAGCUGUGCGAUUAUUUGGAUCAUCCAUUUCUUCGAAGGAUCUGAUUAGCGUGUCUGGGGUCAUUCCACAAGAGAUUGUCAAGGCAUUUCUUGUAACUUGUAAAAGUGGUAACUUUGAUGUGGCAAACAAGGAAGUCAAUGAUAUAAUUGCAGAGGGAUAUCCAGUCUCUCAGAUGCUUUACCAGUUACUUGAGGUGGUUGUUGAGGCAGAUGAUGUAUCAGAUGAACAGAAGGCCAGAAUUUGCAAGAAAUUGGCUGAAGCAGAUAAGUGUCUAGUUGAUGGUGCAGACGAGUACCUGCAGUUGCUGGAUGUAGCUAGCAAUACAAUGCGAGCUCUUUGUAACAUGCCACAAGAAUUUUCUUAUGAGUGUUAGGUAGGUUGGAACCCUGAUCUAGAUACAGUUUGUUGUCAUAUCAUGCAGAGAUAAGCAAAUUCAGCUUUGGAUGGAUGUUGAAUUUAUAAAACAGAUCAGUCUUUUUGCAGCCAGAUGUAUUAAUUUCUCCCCAUUCACAAAGAAAUAUGUAUUAUUUUAUCAUAACAUGUUCUUUCUAAAGGCAAGGAUUAUUAAAGAUCAAAUAGAAAUAAAGUAAGGCAGUCAAUUGGUUUGAGAUUAU